Messenger RNA from Cannabis sativa, 3106 nucleotides. RefSeq lists its product as uncharacterized. Bases 219 to 2450 code for a protein of 743 amino acids. The transcript has 11 exons. Lineage: Eukaryota; Viridiplantae; Streptophyta; Magnoliopsida; Rosales; Cannabaceae. The record is from RefSeq and is a predicted model, not a curated record. Gene Ontology annotation, molecular function: zinc ion binding.
UAAAGACUAAGUCGAAAUUGAAGUUUUGGGGACGUUACCUCAAAAUUUCAGUAAUGGGGUAAAUCAUGUCAAACUAAAAAAUUUAAGAAAUUUGAUAACUAAUUACAAGAAAAAAAAAAUAAUAAGAAAUCGCCACAUCACUCAGUGAGUGAAGAAACUUUUUGAAGAUGUUUUGAUUUGAAACCUUGGGUUUGGACUGGACUAGCAUAGAACCGAAAAUGAAGGGUGAAGAAGAAGGUAGUCUGAGAGGACCGUACAAGAAGGGUGAGAGAGGAAUACACGGAGACGAUGGCGAACUAGAAACCAUUAGCCCCCAACGCAAGAGACGUCACCUUGGGAUUCCCCUUCCCCCACACUCUCAACCCGACCAGGAACUCGGAGAAGAAGAGCAAAAUGGAGAUGGAGCUGAAGCUCCCCACGCUUGGAUUACACCCGAAUCCUCCAACCUUCUUCACCAGCUCCCUUCUGAUUGCUCCGCUCCUUUCAGCAACAACGCCUCCAUUUCCGUUUGCUUGACCGACCAUGAAAUAAUUGAUGGUGAAGCUUUCACUGUGCCUGUUUGCCAGCUCUCCAGUGAAGGAGAUCUUGCAAUGGUGAAGGGAAAUUUUGAAGAGCAUACUGUUUCAAAAGAAAAGAGUAGAAAAAAGAACAAGAACAAGAAGCGAGUAAAUACUCCUCGCCCAGCAUGCUCGUGGGUGUUUUUUUGCCGAGAGUUUAUCAAGGAAUACAGUGCUUCCCAUCCCGAGUCCUCUGGCCUUAAAGCUGCAACGAAAGCAGCAUCUGAGGUGUGGAAAUCAAUGAGCCUUGAAGAGAAAGCAAAAUACACCAGUCGUGCUCGCGAGGUAUGGGAUAACUACUUGAGUGCAGCUCCUACGCGACCUUCCAAACCAAGGAACCAGCAGACUAAGCUAGUCACAAGAUGCUCUCCUGGCCGCUUAUUCAACGUGCUGCAACGCCUUACAGCUGAACAAAGAGAGGCAGUCAAGUGCAUGGGCUUUGGAAGCCUCCUUGAUCUUAGAUGUCGGACUCUCCGCCGUAGUUUGUGUCUUUGGUUGUUGGAAAGAUUUAAUACGACACAAUGCAGCUUGGAGAUUUGUGGCCAUUCUAUUCCUCUAACUCCUAAAGAUGUGGAGUUUGUGAUGGGAUUAGCUGCUAGUGGGAAAGAUGUGAUUAACUCAGGGCCAGAUGACUUGAUUUUAGACUUGCGACAUAGUUAUAAUGCAACCAAUCGAGGUAUAUCUGUUCGCCUUUUAGAAGAGAAGUUGGCAGUUUCUGAAGCUGGAGAGGAUUUCAAAAGAUCCUUUGUUCUCUAUGCUCUGGGUACGCUUUUAUCUCCAACAGCAAGACUGGAUGUUAGCCCUUCAUUCCUUCACUUCUUAACAAAUAUGAGUGUCAUCCAUCAAUACAACUGGGGGAAAUUUCUACUUGACCGGCUAGUUCGGGAGGUAGCACGUUUUCGUCAGGGGAAGCAACGUGCUGUUGGUGGCUGUCUUUUGUUUCUACAGCUCUUUUAUUAUGAAAGAAUCUCUAUAGAAGGAACAAAUGCUCUUGCUCCUGCUGUGUGUCCAUGCUUAUCUUCAUGGGGGGAGGAUGAAAUCACUGAAAGAGAAAAACGAGAAAGAGAGCUCGGUGGUUAUGGUUGCGGACAGGUGAUUUUCAAGGAGAGAGGUGUUGUUGUGGAGUCUUUUGACAGAAGUGGGCAACCAAAUAGUGUAGCUACAAUCAAUAUAAGUAAUGGGGUUGACCAUGAUCCUUUCUUUUCGCACGAAGGGAACGAGGUUACUAAUGGAGGACAGAUGAAUGGGAAGAUUGCUGUUCAAGAGCCACAUAUGCCCAUUUCUCUCAAAAGUAAGGAUAUUGUGUGUGGGGAUAUUGAAUUGAUAGUUGAAUCAGUCAGAACACAGUGCCGAAACAAAGAUUAUGGUUGCAAUGAAAAAGUUGAUUACAUGAAGAACAGUGACCACAAUGAGGCAUGCUUCUUUGCACCAUGUGCCUGCCCACUUCCUGAUUGCAAUUUUGUCAGCUCAUCUGAACAGCUGUCACUUCAUUUUAGUGGUAAGCAUUGGGAUUCAGGAAGGCGCUUCAGGUACAACAGCCCAUUGACUGUUUCCUUGAGUAUGAAUGAACAAUUUCUCGUUCUUCAGGCAGAGGAUGAUGGUGCUCUUUUCCUCCUUAACAAGGGUAUUGAAAGCAUUGGGAGCACAGUAAUGGUUACAUGUAUGGCGCCAAGUCCUUCAAAAAGAAGGUUUGUGUAUGAUCUUGUGUUGAAACGAGGAAAGAGCACUCUCAGGUUGAGCUCACUAGCAGAAUGCUUACCGAGAAGGGUUGAAGGUUUUCCUCUGAUGGAUUUUCUUCUGGUUCCAUUUCGUUUCUUCGAUGCCUCUGGUCAGAUUAACUUGGAUGUGUGUAUAUGCAAUUCUAUGGAAGAACUGACUGAUCAUUGUCCUUGAUUUCAUAGUAACUGGCUGCAAAGUUCAUUGAAUGCAUGGCAGUUCUCCUGCAGCUAAAUUGUGCUUGCCUGGGGAAUAAGCUUUGGAUCCUGAUGCAUUUAAGCUAUGGUAUGAAGUCUUUACUGCAAAAUCCAUAAAAGAAGGCUUUUUCAACCCAACUUUGGCGUUCUUGCCAGCACACUUGUUUGAGUUGAUAUUUUCUGCCCAUCUACAGCAUUUAUAUAGAUCAUUGAAAGCUGUCCAGAGUUUACAACAUUGGGUGGUCAGGCUCUGGCUCUGGCUCAAAUAAAAUCUACCAUGUCGAGGACAGGCAUCGUGUUCUACAAUCUCUCAUCCUACAAACAUUACCAUUUUGGCAGCUCCACAAUCUUCGCUAAACCUUAAUUUAUGUGACAAAAAUUAUAAAUUAGAUGCUGGUUCUUAUGUACUUUCUUGGGGCAAUAUGAUGUUUGAUAAAAUAGUUUCCGAAGCAAAAAAAUAGAUCAUGUAAGAAGACAGUUAGCUAAAAUGCUAGUGAUUACUACAUUUAUGGAGUGUAUAUAACUUCAUUUUAUUCCAAGAACAACAAACACAAGAGCCUACAGCCUUGCUCGAGCAGCCCUUGGAACGGACAAAGAGAAAGUUUGGAACCGCUUCAGUUCCCUCAUUGUUUCAGU